AUGCACAAUCCGGCAAGGCAUCGAGACGGCAGCGAAACGAAAUCGGGUGUACAUUGCGAGUAUCUGUAUCUUGUGCUAAUGCUGCUGGCCGUUUCGGUACCGAGUGCGUAUGGAUAUCAUUUUGAUGCUUCGCAACGAAAAGCGCACUACUGUGGACGGAUGCUGAGUGAUACGCUGGCCAAAAUAUGCACCACUUACAACGGCAUGGGCAAGAAGGCGGACAAAGCGUUAGUGCUCAACUUUGAGGGCAGGCAUGGCGAUUCGCGGAUUCUGGAGGAGGUCCAGCACAACGUGGAGGAAUUGCGCGACCUUCAAGAACGCUCGUCGGACCUGAUCUACCAGUCGUUGAUAUCGCUGCAGCACUUGCAGUCCAACCACAUGGUACAGCAUCGAGUGCGGCGACAGGUGGUGAAGGAGUGCUGCGUCCAGAGUUGCACCUUGGACACUCUACGCACGUACUGCGCCAACUAG
Messenger RNA from Anopheles bellator, 471 nucleotides. RefSeq names its product bombyxin-related peptide B-like. The transcript is spliced from 2 exons. Gene Ontology annotation, molecular function: hormone activity. Bases 1 to 471 code for a protein of 156 amino acids. Gene Ontology annotation, cellular component: extracellular region. The record is from RefSeq and is a predicted model, not a curated record. NCBI's taxonomy places the organism in Eukaryota, Metazoa, Arthropoda, Insecta, Diptera, Culicidae.